Dioscorea cayenensis subsp. rotundata (Guinea yam) is the source of this 1277-nucleotide messenger RNA. Its product is annotated as cyanidin 3-O-rutinoside 5-O-glucosyltransferase-like. Bases 40 to 1206 code for a protein of 388 amino acids. Lineage: Eukaryota; Viridiplantae; Streptophyta; Magnoliopsida; Dioscoreales; Dioscoreaceae. The transcript has a single exon. The record is from RefSeq and is a predicted model, not a curated record. Gene Ontology annotation, molecular function: UDP-glycosyltransferase activity.
UCCGAUGGCUUCGACGAAGAAGGUAACAAACAUGGCACCAUGCAUGCCAAGGAGUGCCACUCACUCUUCCGAACAAAUACUCAACACGACGUUUCUAUACUCAUUAACGACCUCGCCGCCGGUGGCCGUCCGGUGACAUGCAUGGUGAUCGUCUUCUUACCAUGGCUGGUGGACAUUGCUAACCAACAUGGCAUCCCUUUCGUCUUCUAUUGGAUACAAGCAGCCACUAUAUUCGCAACGUAUUACCACUUCUUUCAUGGUUUUGAGAGUCUCAUCCAAGCACACGCCGGCGAACCUUCAUUCACUGUUUGGUUGCCGGGGUUAAUGGCCCUUCAAAUCAAAGACUUGUCACCGUUUCUCACCGUCACUGAUUAUGAUAGCUACUUCGGUUCCAUUGUGCAAUUAAUGAGAGAAAUGUUUGAGAUCUUGGAUAGAGAACAAGAGAGGAAUAUGAAGCCUAGAGUGUUGAUAAACACCUUCAAGGAAUGGGAAACUGAUGCUUUAGUUUCAGUUAGUGCUGAGAUUGAAACCAUACCUGUUGGACUUUUAUCAAAAGAAACCAACUUAUCUAGUUCUGGUUAUCUUUUCAAAGAGGAUGAGAAGAAGUACAUGGAAUGGUUGGAUAGUAAGGAGGAAGGAUCAGUGGUGUAUAUAUCAUUUGGGAGUAUGUCAGUGAUGAAGAAGGAGCAGAUAGAGGAGAUGGUGAAAGGGUUGAAGGAGAGUAAGAGACCAUAUCUAUGGGUUUUGAGAAAGGAUAACAGAGAGAAAGAACUAGUUGAGAUUGAAGGAGAUGAUGAUCAGGAUGGGAAUGAGAUGAUGGUGGAGUGGUGCUCACAAGUGAGAGUGUUGGCUCACAAGGCUGUUGGAUGUUUUGUGACACAUAGUGUAUGGAACUCAACUUUGGAAAGUUUGGCGUGCGGAGUGCCAAUGGUGUGUGUGCCUCAGUGGAUAGAUCAAGGGAUGAAUGCCAAGUUGGUGGAGAGUUUGUGGGGUUGUGGAGUGAGGAGUGAUGGUGAUGGUGAUGGUGAUGGAGUUGUUAAAGGAGAAGAGCUUGUGAGGUGUUUGGAGUUAGUGAUGGGGGAUGGAGAGAAGGGUGUUGAGAUAAGAAGAAAGGCCAAGAUGUGGAAAGAUAAGGCUUUGGAGGCUGUUAGUGGAGGAGAGUCUUCUGAUGCUAAUAUGAAAGUCCUAGUUGAAAAGAUCAAAUGAUCUCUGUUUGUAAUUGAUUUCUUUGUUUGUUUUUGUUUUUGUUUGUAUUAAUUAUCCAGCUUGGAAGAUAA